Molecule: messenger RNA, 495 nt
Organism: Anisakis simplex (herring worm)
Lineage: Eukaryota; Metazoa; Nematoda; Chromadorea; Rhabditida; Anisakidae
Source: the annotation of a GenBank genome assembly
AUGAUUAUACGUUCGUUUCAACAGGCCAAUUUUCCCAGUCAUCCGGCCACAGUGGUUGACGUCGAGCUAAAGAUUCCGGGUUCACUACAAGAUCGAACUUUCGCGAUCGACAUUUUAUAUGAGGGCAGUUUGGAUGCGCGGUAUUGUGAAGAUGCGGAACGAUUCGUCGAAAUCCAUCGAUUUUUGUUACCAGCUCGUAAAAACUUCUACUUCAAAUCGUUCAAAAGGCGUGAUAUCAGCAUUAUUGACGAAUAUGAGAGUAUCGUGGGACGAGCCAUAAGGAUCAUUUGUUUGGAUUGUCACUUCAGAAGUGAGAAGAAUGGAGGGUGUUCUUUGAUUGGCAGAAGUGAAGAUGAUGUAUAUGUGGAACAGGAUGAAAUACAGCCAAACAAUUUGCCCUAUUUCCCGAUGGAAUUACCGCCGGGUGCAAAACUGCUUGUACGCGAUUUAUAUCAGAAUAGCGAUUGGUCACGCAAUUCAGCGAAUUAUAAUUAA